AGGAGACGUGUCUGGCGGGAAGGAAGAGGAGGAGGAGGCCAGCAUUGGUGCGCUAGGGAGGAGACUGGACAGGCCACCCAAGCCGCAAGGCGUCCGAGCCACAGCCACUUGCACAGCACUAGCCAGCUCGCCAGCUCUUGAGCGCACGGCAGCAGCAGCGGCAGCAUCGUCGCACGACCUCAGGCAAGGCUGACCGCCGAGGCACUUUGUACAGCGUCUACCGUCCCCCUAUGAAGAAGGGCAAGGGCAACCAGCAGCAGAACAACAGCAACGCCGCCGCCGCCGCCCCGGCACCCGCGCCGGCUGCCGCACCCGCACCUGCGCCCGUCGCUGCGCCUGCGCCGGCGCCCGCACAGGCAGAGGCAAGCAAGGCGAGCAAGAAGCGCAAGGCCGACGCCGACGCCGAGCCUGCCGCAGCCGCAGCUGCUCCCGUAGCGAGCAAGGAGGAGGACAAGGCGGCGCGCAAGGCUGCCAAGCGCGCGGCCAAGGAGGCGGCCAAGUCUGCUGCAUCCGCGCCCGCACCCGCACCUGCACCGGCGCCGGCGCCGAGCGUCGUCGAGGCCGCACCCGCACCGGCGGCCGAGGCCAAGGAGGCAAAGGAGAGCAAGGCCGAAAAGGCGGCGCGCAAAGAGGCAAAGAGGGCGAAGAAGGAGGCAAAGGAGGAGAAGAAGCUGGCGAAGCAGGCCAAGAAGGCCGCUGCACCUGCCGCUGCUGCCGAGUCUUCAAUCGUCGCGCCCGUCGUCAUAGCAGCGCCAAUCGCUUCUUCUUCUCGUCCAGCCGCUCGUCUGGUGGCAUCAGCGCCCAGCACACUCGGCAUGGGACCUUCAACUGCCUCCAGUUCCGGCACCUCCUCCCCACUGCAGAGCAGCAACAGCAUCUCUCGCAUCUCCGGCGGACGCGUCAAGCAACGUCUAGUGGGAUCCGCCUCGACGCGCAACUCUCGUUGGUCCUCCGACGUCUCGUUGCCGGGACACAAGUUGCUCUCGUCAAUGGGCUGGUCAGCGGGCCAGGGCCUCGGCUCGGGAGCUCAGGGACGCGCCGACCCACUUGCGGCGAGCUUGAAGCUCGACAAGAGCGGCAUUGGAGCUGCGCGCUAUGAGAGGGAGGCCAGGGCGGCGGGGAGACCUGAUGCAUGGACUGGCGCGGGAGGCGAACUCGGCGGCCUGUUCGAGCGAUUGAACGCUGCCGCGGCGGCUGCGGCGGCAGCAUCUCCGGCGCCGGAAGCAGUGGUCAUCGAGGCAGAGGCAGAGGGAUCACGCAAGCGUAAACGCGAUGAAACGGCAGAGGAGAAAGAUGCACGACGAGCGGCGAAGAAGCUCGAGAAGGCGCAAGAGAAGGCAGCACGCAAGGCGGAGAAGAAGGGCGAGAAGGCAGCGGCCGUCGAUCAGGUCAUCGGCGCCGUCGUCGCCGCCGAUCCGGAACUGGCGAAAGACGCAAAGGCGGUGCGCGCAUUGAAGAAGGAUGCGGCGGCUGGCAAGCCUAUCCGGCUCGCAUCACGAGCCAAGUUCCUGCGCGCCAAGCGCAUGGUCGGCUCGGACUCGGUCAGCAUCAACGAGAUUCUCGGCAUCACCACGCCCUCUGGUGCUUCUUCUCCCGCGCCCCUGUCAGCACAGAGCACUGCUGCGCCCACACCUCGUGCCGCUUCACCCUCUUCGAGUGUCGCAGAGACCAAGGCCGCCUCUAAGGCCGACAAGGCGUCCGCAGCCGAAGCCGCCGCGCGCGCGAACAUCGCAGCCACCGAAUCAGGCGAGCGUCCCAAGUCAAUGGUCGCCGUGACGGAGGCGCUGCCUCCCAGCGCAGACCCUUCCUUCGCCUCGGGCGGAGGCAUGAUUGUCUCGCCGCUCUCGGUGCAGGAGUAUCUCAGUCGACGGCUGACCGUCAAGAAAGCUGCCAUCCUGCGCGCGCAGCGCGAGAAGCAGAAGCAGGACGACGACGCUGUGUGGGCUCGCGCGGCGACUGUUGGCACUGCUGCUUGAGACGCUCGCUCGCAAUGCACACUGGUCACGCAGGCUGAGUGAUGCGUGACAUUGAGAUGGGAGCAGAGGUGCGGACCGGACCCCGAGGCUAGCUGUACUCUGUAGGUCGAUAAGCAUGCGUGCGGUUGAAGUC
Molecule: messenger RNA, 2109 nt
Organism: Tilletiopsis washingtonensis
Lineage: Eukaryota; Fungi; Basidiomycota; Exobasidiomycetes; Entylomatales
Exons: 3
Coding region: 231-1976 (581 amino acids)
Molecular function (GO): nucleic acid binding
Source: RefSeq, a predicted model, not a curated record